AUGCCACCUACACGACGAGCAGUGGCUACCUCGCCGCUGUUGGACCUGUCGUUUCAGACACCAGACAAGACGACUAGGGGCAUUACAGCCACGCUGCUCUCGUGCUUACCUCCACCCUCCAAGGCUCCACCAUGCCAUCUUAUUUGGCAGUCCUACACGAAAAGCAACACGGUGAUCCGUCUGCUCUACCAUCCCGCACACUUCCCACUCACUGCUACUCUUCCCGUCGCCGCCUCCGCCAGAUUCCACGCGCAGCGUUCGUCCCCACCAUUGCCUGCACCUACGUCAAGCACCGGCAUACACACUGUCACCCACGAAUACCUCCCAUUCUCCUUCUGCGACAAGCUGGGUCCCGUUCAUCUCCGUGACAACCAGGUCGUCGCAUUCCAUCUCACCAACCCGUUCAGGACGACCUCUGCCUCUGACGACGAGCAGCUGCGUACCUCGGAAAGGUUGCAGAUCGUGGUGAAUUUUAUGAUGGUUAUACCUGACGAAACGAGUGGUGGCAGAAACGUCCAAAUUGCGGCACUUGCUAUCGCAUUCACUGCUUUCACUUAUUACGUCAAAGCCGAUGUUGGCGUCGAGCAAGCGAAGAGGAAGACGCGAAUAAUUUCGUCGUGCGCUACCCCAUACGACAAGCACAUGGUUCAAACAGACAAUUUGUCAAAACUUUCAAGAUGUAAGCUGAGAGAGCCUAGUAUAAAAUCAAUCAAAAAGCAGGAAAAUACAAAUAAAAUAUACGCAUCUGAAGUAUAA
This is a messenger RNA of Psilocybe cubensis, 756 nucleotides long. RefSeq lists its product as uncharacterized. The record is from RefSeq and is a predicted model, not a curated record. Bases 1 to 756 code for a protein of 251 amino acids. The transcript is spliced from 2 exons. Lineage: Eukaryota; Fungi; Basidiomycota; Agaricomycetes; Agaricales; Agrocybaceae.